AUGUCUGAACGUCCACAAACCGAACUACCCCAAGAAGAGGUCCUGGAAAGAGGCAACUCUAGGCAAAAUGAUACGAUAGAGCAUCCUGAGCCCACAUACCAAAGGCCAAGUCAAAGAAACCCGGUCUUGGGAAGCACAGCUCUCCAAGACGUUGACCUAGAAAGAGGGGAGGGUCUUGGGCCUUCUACCAUCAACAAAAACAAAAAGGCUUCAAAGAAGAAGAGAUAUAUUUUUGGAGUUCCCGACAACCCCUUUGAUGACUCGGAAUCGGACAAUGAAUGGAUGCGGCGCGAUGAUGAAAAUGAGCCAAAGCCAGAGAACAACAAUUCCGAACAAGGGCCUGAACAGCACCACAAUACUUGCUGUCAGAGUAUUUCGAGGCUCGCCCAUGAGAUACCAUUCGUAGCGUACGUUUGGUUCACCAUCGUUAUAGGUCUCUUGCUUCUAGGAGUCGGCGUGGCUCUUCUAGUAUUAUUUCCCAGGAGAAAGAAAUAA
This is a messenger RNA of Aspergillus nomiae NRRL 13137, 495 nucleotides long. RefSeq lists its product as uncharacterized. The transcript is spliced from 2 exons. The record is from RefSeq and is a predicted model, not a curated record. NCBI's taxonomy places the organism in Eukaryota, Fungi, Ascomycota, Eurotiomycetes, Eurotiales, Aspergillaceae. The coding region runs from base 1 to 495 and encodes 164 amino acids.